AUGCACUUCUCCAAGACCCUCACUUCCGUGGCCGCCCUGGCCCUCGGCGCCCACGCUGGCUUGCCCGUGGCGAGCGUUGAGUUUCAAUCCUGGGAGUCCUGCGAUGUUGGCGCCCCGGCCGUUGGCGAGCCCAAGUUCAAGACCGACGCCACCGCGACCCCAUUGACUUGUGACAAGGCUCUCGUCAACCGUGACUGGAGUAUCGACUUCUACUCCUUCAAGGCCCACCUCGACACCAAGGAUGCCCUGCUGUGCAGUGGCGUGACUGUCUGGAACGACGACUCCUGCUCUGGCGAACCCGUGUACUUCCUGCCCUUCCACGGCGAGCCCGUCGCGCAGGGCCAGUGCCUGCCCGACAUCCUCGACCCGGGCUAUGUCUCCUUCAAGCUGGAGUGCUUCGGCCAUGGCGGUCCUGGCGGUCCUGGCGGCCACUAG
Molecule: messenger RNA, 435 nt
Organism: Penicillium argentinense
Lineage: Eukaryota; Fungi; Ascomycota; Eurotiomycetes; Eurotiales; Aspergillaceae
Exons: 2
Coding region: 1-435 (144 amino acids)
Source: RefSeq, a predicted model, not a curated record